AGCUGCGGCCCCGCGGGGGCAGUCCCCGCGCGCGCCGCGGGGGGCGGCCGCGCGGAGCGGCCGCGCUCCUCGUAGCAUGCGCCGGCCCCGCGGCGUCGGCGGGCUGCCGCUGCCGCUGCUGCUGGGCUGCGCUGGGGCAAGCGCGCAGCGAGUGUUCGACUGCCUCGGCGGGUACAAGCACUGGGAGAAGGGCUGGUCCGACGACAAGAAGGCCUGGUGCUGCACCCAGCAGGGCAGGGGCUGCCCUGGGGCGUCGGAGGAGGCGACCACGACGGCCGCGCACUCCCGGACGCCCGCGCCGGCGCCCUCCGUGCCCAGCUCGACUGGGCCGCCGUUUGUGCCCGGCUCGACGCUGCUGCCCUUUGUGCCGCCGCCGGCGACGCCGGCUCCGCCUCCGGACUGCGUCGAGGGGUACGCCUCCUGGGAGACGAGCUGGACAGACGAGAAGAAGGAGUGGUGCUGCAAGCACGACCACCACGGUUGCACGACCUCUUCGACCGCCACGACGACAACCACCACCGUCACCCCCACGACCACCACGAGCACCUCCACGGCCACCAGCUCGUCGACCACAUCCACGACCAGGACCCUGACCUCCACGACCACGCCGCCCCGGAACGCCUCCAACGCCUCCGCGCCCUGCGGGGCGCCCUGCGGCACGGUCACGACGACGCGGGCGUACCCGUGCGCGGAGGGGCCGCACGCCCCGGCGUGGACGCUGGAGGAGAAGGCGUGGUGCUGCCACAGCAAGGGGCUCGGCUGCCACGGGCCGCCGUACAACUGCUCCGACUCCCUCGGCGAGUGGGAGGAAGUGUGGUCGAGGCGGCAGCAGUCCUGGUGCUGCGCCCACGAGCAGCGCGGGUGCACCUCCACGACCACCGGCCCCAGGCACGACUGCAGGGCCGGCCUGUCGGACUGGCAGAGGACGUGGUCCGCGGACAAGAUGAGCUGGUGCUGCAGCACUGAGGGCGUCGCGUGCACGACGACGACGACGACAAGCAGUGCGGACAGGUAUGAUUGCUCCGAAGGCUACGAUGAGUGGGAAGAGCGCUGGUCUGUCGCGAAGUGCCGAUGGUGCUGCACGCAUUCUGGCAAAGGUUGUGUGACCACCACCACGACGUCGACCUCACCGCCGUACGACUGCACCACGGAUUUCGACACCUGGUAGCGGGCGUCUGAAAGAAUCCACCGACCACGCCAGAAGCUCUGAUUCCUGCGAGCGCUCGUCCUUUACGGCCACCUCAGGCUCAGGUCUGAGGGUGGGCCCUGGGUUUUUUGCAAUCCUUCGUUCAAGUGAGGGCGGGGGGGCACGAUUUGUUGCCCCUCCCGGCGGCAGAAGCAGCAGUCAUCCAAUACAGGGGUGUUGUUGAGAGAUCGCCGCAUGCAUGCAUGUGUUUUUGUUUGCCGUAUCGCAUUGCACGCAGUAUUGUGUCGAUCAUGCACUUGCUGUGUUCGCAUGCCGCUGCCAUUUUCAUUCGAGUCCUGACGAGCCCCAGCAGGGGCGAAACGUUGACACGCGUAGUGAAAAGGCACGGGCUUGAGAGCGCCAUACGAGUAAGGUGUGC
Messenger RNA from Prorocentrum cordatum, 1565 nucleotides. The record is from the annotation of a GenBank genome assembly. NCBI's taxonomy places the organism in Eukaryota, Dinophyceae, Prorocentrales, Prorocentraceae.